UAAACCCUAAUAGUGUUCUUCGAUGUAUACAUGCAAAUAUCGAUCGUUGCGCAUCACUGUCCUUUCCUUCUUUCCGGUGUGGCUCGUUGAAUCGGUCAGACAAAAUGGCUGCACAUAAAUCGUUCAGAAUAAAGCAGAAAUUGGCUAAAAAGCUGAAGCAGAACAGAUCGGUUCCGCAAUGGGUUCGCCUACGUACUGGAAACACAAUCCGGUACAACGCUAAGCGUCGUCACUGGAGGCGCACCAAGUUGAAGCUGUAAGCAGCUGAUGUAGACACAUUUAAUCCUGUGG
This is a messenger RNA of Drosophila miranda, 291 nucleotides long. RefSeq names its product 60S ribosomal protein L39. Lineage: Eukaryota; Metazoa; Arthropoda; Insecta; Diptera; Drosophilidae. Gene Ontology annotation, cellular component: ribosome; cytosolic large ribosomal subunit. The transcript is spliced from 3 exons. Gene Ontology annotation, molecular function: structural constituent of ribosome. The coding region runs from base 105 to 260 and encodes 51 amino acids. The record is from RefSeq and is a predicted model, not a curated record. Gene Ontology annotation, biological process: translation.